This is a messenger RNA of Prosopis cineraria, 2410 nucleotides long. RefSeq lists its product as uncharacterized. The transcript is spliced from 6 exons. Gene Ontology annotation, biological process: recombinational repair. The coding region runs from base 188 to 1582 and encodes 464 amino acids. NCBI's taxonomy places the organism in Eukaryota, Viridiplantae, Streptophyta, Magnoliopsida, Fabales, Fabaceae. The record is from RefSeq and is a predicted model, not a curated record.
AUCGGGCGGUAAAAAAAGAAGAUAGCCCAAAGGCCAAUGGCCAAUGGCCAAGGCCCUCCUAAGACCUAAUAUCCCAACGCAGGGUCCAAUUCAACGGGUUCCCGCUCAACUGGCCUUUUUGAUUUGCUUCGGUCGGGUGCUCCCUCUCAGUUUAUGAUCAUGCUGCGAUCACUGAUGGUUAAAUGUUAUGGAACCCUGGGAAGCUCUUGACAUCGACGAUUCUGACCUCUCCUCUUUCCUCCGCCCUUGCAAACGCCCCCUCCUCGAUUCUCCGCCCAAAGCCUCACAUGCCGUCGCCGCCAAUGCUUCGCAGCAGCUGCUAAUUUUUCAACCCAAUUCUCAUUCCCCUGAAGCCCUAACCUCUUCCAAUUCCCAAUUUCUUUUUCCUCGAGCGAAGCCCACUGUUCUUCCGCAUCGCCUCAUUCCCGGUCCUGCCGGUGUUGUUCAGGCCGCAAUGCAGCGCAGGGCUCUAGGUCGCCAGAGUUUAUUGGAAGAUGCUGCGGACUCCAUUCCCACGCAAGAAUUCAUAAGGCGGGUUGUUGAAAAUGGCGAUAAUAAUGAUCACGAUUUUAACACCAAUCCCUGGCACUGUGCUUUGGACUGGCUUCGUCGAGAAGGCAUGGUCGAUCGUAAUAGUGUGCCAUUCGGUACACCUUUAAGCUCAAUUAAGAAGCAUAUCAAUAUUGAACGAGUGGGCCAGGUCAUUGCCGUUAUCAAAUCCUGCGCUCCAAAUGGUCUCGGGGAUUUGGUGGUGACCUUAAAGGUAUAUGUGGAACUGUGGAUGCGGCGCGCUCGACAAUGCACUCGUGAUUUGUCUCUCUGGUUCUUUCUCAUGAUAAUGAUAUCUCAGGUACCUGAGUUUGAAUUUCAGGAUCCCUCUGGUACAAUUGGUGCUAGUGUACAUCGUAAAGUCUUCACUGAGGGAGAACUUGGGAAUGAUAUAAAAGUUGGUUCGGUUUUGGUUCUCCAAAAGGUUGCGGUGUUUUCCCCCACUCGCUCCGUUUGUUAUCUGAAUAUAACAUUGUGCAACGUAGUCAAGAUCUUUUCAGAGGACAGUGAAUCUCCGUCAGAAAUAUAUCCGACAGCUUUAAGGCGCACUGCUCCUUCCAUAGGAAGCAGCGAAAAAAUAUCGAUGCCGGACAAUGCUUCGUCUCUGCCACGGGAAAGAACAGCGGGAAGUAAUACUAGCCCCUCCCUACAUUUGGGAUUUAUGGAGAUGGAAGCUAUUGAUAAGCAAAAGGGAGAUGAUAAAGCUUCGAGAAGCAUUGGGGGGAAACAAGAUUCAGGAAGCAACCAUUCUGAGUUUGUCAGUAUUGCUGAUCGUGCGGAAGCACUAGGUGGUGGUGAGCUUGAGAUUGGAAUGGAAAACCAAUCAAACCCUUAUCAACUGGGUGGGGACAGUCCAGCACGUAAUGCUCAAAACAAUGGUUCAUCAGUAUACUUGGCUGAUACACCUGAAUCUCAUGGUCAGGAAACGGAGUUAAUAAAACAGAUGGAAAAGGAUCGGGGGAUCCUAAUCCCGAAGAAUUCAAUCCCUCAUUGGACAGAGGAACAGCUUGAUGAGCUUUUAGCAUUUGACUGACGUAUUGAUUUCUGUUUGUCAAAGUACAUAAAUAGUUGUUACGUAUCUUUGAUGGACCAAUCCCAGUAUUGCAAGGAAAACUUAAAAAAGAAAGAAUGGAAUUCUUUUCAGUUUUCAUGAGAUUACUAAUGCUAUGUUUGGUGUGCAGGGAUUAACUUUGUUUGGCCAGCUGGUAGUGAAAGUGGAAAAGGAAUCUUGAAACAAAGUAGGACUGUACAAAUAUCGAGUUGCACUGGGCUAGUGCUCAACCCCUGGUCUGAAAUAGCACCAAGUGAAAUUUUUUGGUCUGAAGACUAGUCCUGUCUGGAGAGGCCCGACACUAAGAUCGGAUUGGACUUGGUCUAUCAGGUUACCAGAUCAGUCCUCCCAGAUAACCUCUCAAAAACUAACCCAAAAAAAGAAAGAAUGCCAUUGAAACAAAUCUAAUGGAUGAAGGAGGGAGGAGGAAAAGAUACAGAGCCCAAAUGUCAUAAAAGAGGAUCCCAAGUCUAAAUUGAAACCAUGAAGCAUAAGCACCCAUUAUUGGAGAAAGUCAAGAGCACCUAGAUUUGCAACUUAUAAGCAAACACCAUGCCGUUGAGAGCAACAUUUAAGCCAAGCAGAGAGUACUAAAAGAGUUCACAAGCUUGGUUUGAUUUGAUCUGGAGUUUGAUUUGAUUUUGAAAAAAAACCAGAGCAAAUCAAACCGAUUGGUUCACAAUAGUUUAGAACCUAUUCAGUUUUUUUCUCUAAUCAAUUUGGUUCGGUUUGAUUUAAGUUUGUAUCAAGUUUAAACUUUUUAAUAAAAUAUUCUUUAUAAUUAUUAAUAUAUAUUCAUUUUAUUAAUAA